Messenger RNA from Echinops telfairi (small Madagascar hedgehog), 1998 nucleotides. It is a transcript of the gene HSPA8, whose product is annotated as heat shock protein family A (Hsp70) member 8. Bases 97 to 1758 code for a protein of 553 amino acids. Lineage: Eukaryota; Metazoa; Chordata; Mammalia; Afrosoricida; Tenrecidae. The transcript is spliced from 8 exons. Gene Ontology annotation, molecular function: ATP hydrolysis activity; heat shock protein binding; ATP binding. Gene Ontology annotation, biological process: protein refolding; cellular response to unfolded protein; vesicle-mediated transport. Gene Ontology annotation, cellular component: plasma membrane; nucleus; cytosol. The record is from RefSeq and is a predicted model, not a curated record.
GGAAACCGGUCUCAUUUAGCACGGCGGCAGCUCCGUAGUCUACUCUUUUUUUUUUUUUAACUUCACCUGGUCAGCCAUCUACGCAGAGUAGCGAUCAUGUCUAAGGGACCCGCUGUUGGCAUUGAUCUUGGCACCACCUACUCCUGCGUGGGUGUUUUCCAACAUGGAAAAGUGGAAAUAAUUGCAAAUGAUCAGGGCAACCGGACCACCCCAAGCUAUGUUGCCUUUACGGACACGGAACGAUUGAUUGGCGAUGCAGCAAAGAACCAAGUUGCUAUGAAUCCCACAAACACGGUUUUUGAUGCCAAACGUCUGAUUGGACGAAGAUUUGAUGAUGCAGUUGUCCAGUCUGAUAUGAAACAUUGGCCCUUCAUGGUGGUGAAUGAUGCAGGCAGGCCCAAGGUCCAAGUAGAAUAUAAGGGAGAAACAAAAAGCUUUUAUCCAGAAGAGGUCUCCUCUAUGGUUCUGACAAAGAUGAAGGAAAUUGCAGAAGCCUAUCUUGGGAAGACUGUCACCAAUGCUGUUGUCACUGUACCAGCUUAUUUUAAUGACUCUCAGCGCCAGGCUACCAAAGAUGCAGGGACCAUUGCUGGCCUCAAUGUACUUCGAAUCAUCAAUGAGCCAACUGCUGCUGCAAUUGCCUAUGGCUUGGACAAAAAGGUUGGUGCUGAGAGAAAUGUGCUGAUCUUUGACUUGGGAGGUGGCACGUUUGAUGUGUCAAUCCUCACUAUUGAAGAUGGCAUCUUUGAGGUAAAAUCGACAGCUGGAGACACUCACUUGGGUGGAGAAGAUUUUGACAACCGAAUGGUCAAUCAUUUUAUUGCUGAGUUCAAGCGCAAGCACAAGAAAGACAUCAGUGAGAAUAAGAGAGCUGUCCGUCGCCUACGCACUGCUUGUGAACGUGCAAAGCGCACUCUCUCUUCCAGCACCCAGGCCAGUAUUGAAAUUGAUUCUCUAUAUGAAGGCAUCGACUUCUAUACCUCUAUCACCCGUGCCAGAUUUGAAGAAUUGAAUGCUGACUUGUUCCGAGGCACCCUGGACCCUGUGGAGAAAGCCCUUAGAGAUGCCAAGCUUGACAAGUCACAGAUCCAUGACAUUGUCCUGGUGGGUGGUUCUACCCGUAUUCCUAAGAUUCAGAAGGUUUAUGAAGGUGAACGUGCAAUGACCAAGGAUAACAACCUACUUGGGAAAUUUGAGCUCACUGGCAUACCUCCUGCACCACGUGGUGUUCCUCAGAUUGAAGUCACUUUUGAUAUUGAUGCCAAUGGCAUUCUCAAUGUAUCUGCUGUGGAUAAGAGUACUGGAAAAGAAAACAAGAUUACCAUCACCAAUGAUAAGGGUCGUCUGAGUAAAGAAGAUAUUGAACGGAUGGUCCAGGAAGCCGAAAAGUACAAAGCUGAAGAUGAGAAGCAGCGGGAUAAGGUGUCCUCUAAGAAUUCACUUGAAUCUUAUGCAUUUAACAUGAAAGCAACUGUUGAGGAUGAAAAGCUGCAAGGGAAGAUCAAUGAUGAAGACAAACAGAAGAUUCUUGACAAGUGUAAUGAAAUUAUCAACUGGCUUGAUAAGAAUCAGACUGCAGAGAAAGAGGAAUUUGAACAUCAGCAGAAAGAGCUGGAGAAAGUCUGCAACCCCAUCAUCACCAAGCUGUACCAGAGUGCUGGAGGCAUGCCUGGAGGGAUGCCGGGAGGCUUCCCUGGUGGUGGAGCUCCUCCAUCUGGUGGUGCUUCAUCUGGACCCACCAUUGAAGAGGUUGAUUAACCAAGUAAUGCGAAUAGAAACUGCAUUGUUCCACAUUUAAAGAUCCAAGGACCUAAAUUUGUAGCACAUUGACCCAGCAGUAAGGAGUUAAAGCUGCUAUACUAAAUUUCUGGGCAUUCUCAGUACUUGAACAAUACAGUAUGCAUAGGGAAAGACAUCAAGUCAACAUUGCACUUUAUUAGUACUGUUAUUGUAAGUGGAAAAUGCAAUGCCUUGAAAAUAAAGCUGUAUUUAAAUUGG